CCAGACCGAAGUAGCGGAUCGUGGGACCACAGCAGCGGACCAUAUCUUUCCACCGGCCACUUGACCAUUCACAAUCACUGCCGAGUAGUAUUGCUACGCGCUGAGGGUCCGUCCAUCGCUGCUGCAGUUGCCGAUAUUUCAGAGGUGUACACUCAUUCUGCGUAAAUUGCGCAGAAAUUAGAUCCGGGACCACCCCCCAACGAAAUGGUGCACGAAUAUGGCGCAGUAAAGCUCGUGGCCACUGAACACGACUUCGCUGGCGACAGAGAGGUUUGUUCGACUGAGGACAGUGCCCUCCUUGGGAGCGGAAAUGCUACAGUGCUUAAGGAUGGUCAUGCGACCAUAUUCAGUAGUGUGUGCAACCUGGCCAAUACUAUCCUCGGCAGCGGCAUGCUCACAUUUCCACUGGCCAUGGCUUCCGCCGGGGUCAUACCCGGGAUAAUCACCUGUGUCUUUUCUGGUACUGUGGGAGGCUUCGGUCUCUAUCUCCUCACGCAAUGCGCACGACGCACUCCCCACCGUCGAAGCUCUUUUUUUGCGGUGGCUCAAUUGACAUUCCCCCAAGCGGCUGUCUUUUUCGAUGCUGCCAUUGCCAUCAAGUGCUUUGGUGUUUCCAUCGGUUAUCUGAUCAUUAUCAAGUCGUUGAUGCCCAACGUUGUCGCUUCCUUAUACCAUGAUUUGACAUCUCCCAGUACCAAUCCCCCCGAAUGGGCGCUGUCCGGAUCAACCUGGCUCUUUCUUUUUAUGAUUGUGCUUGCUCCACUUGCUUCUCUUCGGCGACUAGACAGUCUUAGGCAUACAAGCUAUAUUGCUUUGUUCUCUGCCGCAUACCUUGUUGUUAUCGUGAUAAGGUGUUACUUCAAGCCAUUAGAAGGCACAGUCCCACGUGGCGACGUUCACCUCGUUCACUUUACGUCCAGCUUCAUAACAACGUGGCCCGUACAGGUGUUUGCAUUCACAUGUGGACAGAAUAUGUUCCCGAUAUUCAACGAGUUAAAGACAAACUCGGACCGACGGUUGAAUAUCGUUGUAGGGUCAUCCAUUGGUGGUGCCGUCCUGAUAUAUGAGGUCAUUGCCGUCUUUGGUUACUUGACAUUUGGUUCCAAUGUUGGGGCCAACAUCAUAGCGAUGUACCCGUCCACCUCAGUUUUUAUCGCUGUCGGACAGUUAGCUAUCGUCGUGCUGAUACUUUUCUCGUAUCCACUGCAAGUGCAACCGUGCCGGACCUGCUUGGAUAAGAUUUUCCAUAGCCAGCAGGUAUACAAGCCAGUAGGGGAGAACGAAGCAGUAGAGGAUGACGAAGUCGGGGGUGACAUGUCGGCCGUGAAACAUGCGGUGCUUACUGCUGCCAUUGUCGCAUGUGGGUUUGCCAUCGCGUAUUAUGUGGAUAACUUGCAAAUGGUGCUCUCGUUUGUGGGCUCGACUGGGUCUACGACCAUCUCGUUUAUCCUUCCUGGGCUCUUGUUCUGGAAGCUUACCAAGGACGAUCCGACAGUAAGCCGCGUGCUGAACAGGGGUGCGAUAGCCCUCGUCGCUUACGGAUGUUUUGUGGUCGUGUUUUGCCUGGGAUUCAACAUAUACCAUGUGAUGCACCCAUCGAGGGAUGGCACUGGAGUGUGAUAAGGGCCUUGUAUUUUGGGUAGCGUACACGGAGUGUGUAGGACUAUAAUUGCAAGGUUUUUGAUAGACGAGC
This is a messenger RNA of Pisolithus orientalis, 1693 nucleotides long. RefSeq names its product vacuolar amino acid transporter 5. Gene Ontology annotation, biological process: amino acid transmembrane transport. The record is from RefSeq and is a predicted model, not a curated record. The transcript is spliced from 9 exons. Gene Ontology annotation, molecular function: L-lysine transmembrane transporter activity; L-arginine transmembrane transporter activity; L-serine transmembrane transporter activity. Lineage: Eukaryota; Fungi; Basidiomycota; Agaricomycetes; Boletales; Pisolithaceae. Bases 205 to 1620 code for a protein of 471 amino acids. Gene Ontology annotation, cellular component: fungal-type vacuole membrane.